GUCGGCAGAACUUUUGUGUCUCAGGUGGGAGUCCAAAGUGCAAACUAGUACUGUUAAAUGAUUUCAAGAUUGUGGAGUCAGCGUAACUUGACGAUUUUGAUGAAGAUUCCAGUCCAACCACCCGCUGAGCCUGGUAUAUAUAUCGCUGCCAAUCCAUACAGUGACGAAAAUUUGCCCCGGCAGUCGACAAGCUCACGAUCCUACCACCAGCUUUUCAAAAUGGCUCUGAUAGGGCUACUUUCUGUAACCAUUGUCGUCUGUAGCUUGUUACACAAUGGCGUAUCAUCAGCGGUGGAAGAGAAAAAUGAAGAGGAAUCCUGUUCUCGACAGCUGAACCAGAACAUCACGGUUGUGGCCGCGCCUGGGCCCGCCGGACCGAAAGGUCCCGCCGGUAUGCCAGGGGAGGCAGGUGUGAGAGGCGCGCCAGGUAAGCUGGGCCCGGUCGGACCGAGGGGGGAGCGGGGACACAAGGGUGAGCAGGGACCGGCCGGUGAGAAAGGAGCACCCGGGACCAGCCCACCUGCCCCGCCUGUCGUAGCAUUUUCCGUGGCGCGAACGGGUACCCUUAACCAGCCGUCGUCCAACAUGGUACUGACGUAUGACGUCAUCCUUAGCAACGAGGGCGCGGCGUACAACGUGGGGACGGGCAAGUUUGUGGCGACGGUCGGAGGCGUCUACUUCUUCACGUUUACUGGGAUGACACUAUACAGCUCCUCCAGCAGUGCUGCCCGUAUGUACUAUCUCCGCCUGAUGAAGAAUGGGGAGAUGAUGGUCAGCCUACACGAGCACAACGGGGGGCAAAACCAGUACCAGUCCAGCAGUAACAGCGCCAUCCUGCACCUACUUCCCCGGGACGAGGUUUGGGUGCAGCUGAACAGCGGCCGCGCUCUGUACAGCGACAGCGACAGAUACCUGACGUUUUCCGGGUUUCUCAUUCACGCGGACUGA
Branchiostoma belcheri (Belcher's lancelet) is the source of this 948-nucleotide messenger RNA. Its product is annotated as complement C1q-like protein 3. Gene Ontology annotation, molecular function: protein binding. The coding region runs from base 58 to 948 and encodes 296 amino acids. Lineage: Eukaryota; Metazoa; Chordata; Leptocardii; Amphioxiformes; Branchiostomatidae. The transcript has 2 exons. The record is from RefSeq and is a predicted model, not a curated record.